This is a messenger RNA of Suillus clintonianus, 1650 nucleotides long. RefSeq names its product MFS general substrate transporter. Gene Ontology annotation, biological process: transmembrane transport. Gene Ontology annotation, molecular function: transmembrane transporter activity. Lineage: Eukaryota; Fungi; Basidiomycota; Agaricomycetes; Boletales; Suillaceae. Gene Ontology annotation, cellular component: fungal-type vacuole membrane. The transcript has 16 exons. The record is from RefSeq and is a predicted model, not a curated record. The coding region runs from base 139 to 1485 and encodes 448 amino acids.
GAAAAACCAAUCGCAGACUGGACCCUUCUCCUGUCACUAGCCGCGGAUUAAACCGGCGUGCUCGUUUGUGUACUACCACGUACAAGUCGUUUUCCCCUCUGAAAGACGUACGUCAGACUGGUCACGAGCCUAGGGACGAUGACAGAUAGCAUGUUGUAUGAUGAAGCUGCAUUGCAGGCUCCCGCAAGCGCCUCGCAAACCGACAAAAACUCUGUAGAUUCUGGCCUUGACGACCACUUGGAUGCGCCAGAUUUUCCCGAAGGUGGGUUUACAGCUUGGGGCACAGCGCUGGGCGCUUUCUUGAUCCAAUUCUGUGGCUUCGGAUAUACCAGCGCUUACGGUGUCUUUCAAGACUUUUACACUCAAACAUACCUGACCAAUUCCACGCCAUCUGAAAUCGCCUGGAUAGGAAGUGUCAAUGCAUUUUUAAUAUUAUCAGUCGGUCUCGUGUCAGGAAGGAUGCUUGACCGGGGCGCAUUCUACCAUGCGAUGAAGAUCGGCUGUCUCCUCCAAUGUUUUUUCCUCUUUAUGUUGUCCCUGGCGAAGCCAGAUAGAUAUUAUCAAAUCUUCCUUUCCCAAGGUGUCGGUGUCGGUUUUGCAAUAGGCCUUACGAAUGUUCCCUCCAUCGCUGUGGUAUCGCACCACUUCCAGCGACGCAGAGCUUUCGUGAUGAGCUUUGUCGUUGCGGGGGCGUCAACGGGUUCAAUCCUGCACCCCAUCAUGCUUAACAACCUCAUCAAUGGAAGACUUGGCUUUGCAAAUGGUGUUCGUGCAAGUGCAGCCUUGAUUGGUGGCCUGCUUUUCAUAGCAAAUCUCCUGAUGCGAACGAGGCUUCCACCGCAAUCAAAGGCCGUAAGUUACACACGCGUUCUACGAAAAUCGUCGAGAGAUGGUGCGUAUGUGUGUGCGUGUUUAGGGAUGGCUUUGUACGAAGCUGGUUACUUUUACGAAACCUUUUAUCUCCAGUUGGACUCCACUUUGCACGGUCUAAGCCAAGGAUUUUCAUUUUAUUCACUCACAAUUCUUCAUUCUGGUUCUUUCGUUGGCAGACUGACUGCGGGUGUUAUCUCCGCCUACGUGGGCAUCCCAAACACGGUCAUCGGCUCUUCGUUAAUAUCAUCUGCUGUGAUAUUCGCAAUGACCGACUUGCACUCAAUGGCCAGCGUGGCAUUGAUAGCUAUUAGCUAUGGUUAUUUUUCCGGUGGCGUUGUAGCAAUGAUAGGCCCAUUGAUAUCGUAUCUGACCCCUGAAAUCUCAGACAUCGGCGCACGGAUGGGGAUAUUAUUCGCGAUAGGUGGUAUUGGAUCGCUCACAGGGGCGCCGAUUUGCGGGGCUUUCUUAACUUCGCAUUAUAUCUGGUGGAAGGCCGCUGUCUUUGCUGGGAGCGUUGCUACUGGCGGGAGCAUCAUGUUCGCAUCCAUGCAGCUGAUCUUGAAGAUGCGUCAAAAGACUGCAAGUGUCUGUUCCAAGGAAGCUGGUGUCUGAUUCAAAGCGUGUCAAGUUUCCCCGCCUCCCUACGAUGGCAAGUCUUCUAUAGGAUCGAUUCGAUCCCACAUAUACUGUAACAUAACUGUGGAGCGAGCAUGUGAAACGAAGCUACAAUGUAUAAUACUGAAACGUACGUCCGUGUACGUAUAUAUGAUAAAGCUA